CGGAGGAAAGCUGGAGAUGGAGGGGUGGAGAGGAGAGAAAAAAGAGAGGGGUUAAUAACACACAGAGGGAGAGAGAGAGACUCUCGAGCGGAGAGACAGAGGACAAAAACGUGACUAGGCAGCCUAAGAGCUGUUAUGCAACCGCUGACCUACUAACACAUAUUUCUAGAAAGGGAGCCGGAGAAACUGGAGCAAAGUGUCCGGCAGCACACAGCACACAGGCAGCCCGAGCCAAAAGACCCAAACAGCAUCCACCACCCGACCCACUGACUCAACCACAACUGACCGGAGCACCGACAGGAAAAGGAGACGAAAGUUUUUUUUUUUUUCGUUUUUUGGGGAGGUUUCUUCUAAAGGGACAAGGAAAGGAGGAAACGGGAGCGAGACAGCUUUUGUGUCGGGGAAGCCUGAAUCUUUUCCCCCUCCUCCAGGACAUGGAAAGGUAGUGGUUAGCAAACAGCAGCGCUGAAGCAAGAUCCUCAGGGAGCCCCGAAGUAGACGGACUGACCUACAUCCUGUGUGAGACACUGAGAGAAGCAGGGCAGCAGCCUGACAGGCAUCACAGCUCUGCUGAAGAUUGAGGAAGACGCUGAUAAACUCAAAAUCACCUCCUGCGAGAUUCCAGAAACUGCUCGGAACGAUUUGCCAAGACAACUGGAAGACUCUUCGCACAAAACAUAAACUUGUUUCUUUUUUUUUAGUUUCUUUGUUCACAACACUAGUUCAAUGUCUGAGGCUUUAGUGGAGUUCCACCUCUUUUUAAUCUUCCUGGCUAAUUUGGACACUUGAACUUUUUGAUCUUGAAAAAUACGUAACAGAAAUCAAUGAGGCUAUCCCUUCAAGGAGCACAAAUACCUCAUCCAGAAAUUUUUGCCGAUCCUGCGACAUAGGUCACACUCCUUAGUAACAAAGCAGAAGGCUCAUAUAGAUUUACAUCUUUUCCCUUCCCCCCUUUGCCCUUUGCCCUUUGCUAGAGUCACACUCUGGCCCCCAGCUAGGAAAAAAUGGAAAGUCUCAGUCUACACUUCCCAUCCACCAGCAACAAGAAUGCCAUGGAGGUAGACACUUUUUCUUCCUACAGCGGGAGCCUCCCAUCCCCUGGUCCUGAGUCUGGAGCGCGAAUCAGCCGCCAGGCUAAAGGUAGCAAGCCUACUGUGACUUCCCGUCGCAAGCGCGAGUUCAUUUCUGAUGAGAAGAAAGAUGCUUCCUAUUGGGAAAAACGGAGGAAGAACAACGAAGCAGCCAAGCGCUCAAGGGAGAAGCGUCGCCUCAAUGACAUGGUUCUGGAGAACCGGGUCAUGGCCCUGAAUGAGGAGAACGUUCGUCUGAAGACAGAACUCCUUCAGCUCAAGUUGCGCUUUGGCCUCAUUAGCACAGCCUCCUACAUGGAGAAAAGUCAGCAGAUCUCCAACAGUGCUGCCGGUGGCAACAGUGGUAGCAAUGGGAGCAGCACCAGCGGCACCCCGAACAGUAACGCCUACCUCUCAAGCAGCGGAUACUCCAGUGCGUCCCAGGUGAUGCUGAAUUCUGACUCAUCUGAAACUGAACAAUCGAGUCGCGGUGAGCGCCACACCACGCUCCACAAGUACUCUCCCCGGGGCUCCGUCUCUGACAUGUCUGACGGCUCCUCCAGAGACAGCCCAGAACCCAUGGGCUACAACAUCAAGAAGGAGCCCUCAAGUGUGGAGAUGGCCAGGCUGGAAAACAGUGGGAUUCCCGAUGGCAUCGCUAAUGGGAUACCAAAUGGAAUGCCAACUGGGGCUUACCAUGGCAACCACACUGCUCUGGUUUCUCCUCACCAGCAGAGCACCCCAUUGGCUGAGAGUGCCACAGACUACCAGCACCACCAACAGCAGCAGCAGCAACAGUGCCACAUGGAGGUGUCCAGCUCCGCUCCUCAGGCCACCUCUGCACAGCGGAGCGUCAUCUUGUACCGCUCUAGCAGUGGCUGUUACCCCAUGGAGAGCCAGAGGUCGGAAGACCAGCAGUCCCAGCAAAGCAGGCAGCUGCAGCAUGGCCAGCACACCUCGACCUCCAAGUUCUCUGACUGCUCAGUGACCAUCACAGAGGUCGCUGAGAAGCUCGAGAGGACGAAGACCUUGGACUCGCCUCAGUAUGAAUACACCAAUGGUCAUGCUGAGUCAGCAGAGGAGCUGCAGCAAAAGUACAGUCCCAACAUCCAACAGCAAUGUGACAGCCAUCAUCAUUACAGCUACCAGGGUCAGGAGAACAGUCUUCAGCACCCAGAAAGCAACCAGAACCCCUUUGCCCCUGAUCUGAUCCACAACACUGAGGAGAGCAAAUCCUCCUUCACACAGCACAACGGCUACCUCAACACACUGGACGAAGAGCCCCCGGUGCUCACCUACGAGGGAGGCCCCAGAGCUGAUGGUUUCUACCAAGAGAACUCCUCCGCUAAAGACACCUCCUCCAGUGAUGGGGACCCUCGUAGCUCUGACAAGGAGGGCUCCACAGAUGACGAGUCCCCCUCCUCGUCCUCCUCAGACAUCAGCAGCUACCACCAGAAGGCGACGGGAGCUUCCGGUUCACACGGAGAGUGCCAAGCCGAGGUCAAAGCCACUGCUCUGCCUCACAAGCUUCGCCUCAAGUACAGAGCACUGUCCAACGGGGCAGCAGGAGCACAGGCAGAGGGGCCGGUGAGCACCUCCAUGUCCCCCUCUCCCACCUUGCCCCAGCACCCUUACUUAGCUCUGCCCAGCAACCCUCACAGUGGCCAGGCCCACGGGGAGAGCAAAGAGUCUGAGAACGAGACUGAGUACACAGAAGAAGUCAAGCCUCAGAUGAAUGAGAGGGCGGAGGCUAAAAAGGAGGGAGGGAAAAAGGGAUCCAGCAGCGGGAGGGGUGGGCGUAAUAAGAGGCGAGAUUAAGGACAUAUAGGAGCAGCUCAAGCAUUUUCCUAUCACCUCUUUGUUGUCUAUAGCAGACAGACAACUACAAAUAUGACUCACAUCGCCACAUUACGAGACAGAAAAGAAGUCAGUGAUCUGUGUGAGGUGUGGUUAGGAUGUGGUUUCACCAUCAAGUUUCACUGUGUCACCUGUUCCCCUUCCCUUUACUCUCUCCUACCUCCCGCCUAUCCCUCCAAUUAAAAUAAGAGAUCACUUAACGAGGGAGGGGACAGAAUGAAACUCUCCAGAGCUGGAGUCUGGGAUAUUUCCCUUGUGGAAAACUCUCACAUUAUUCAAUUAUUCAUUCUUGUAAACUGCCUUGGUGGCUGGCCAGCGUUUAUUGUGGCAUUAUGGGAACAUUCCUUUGACCAAAGAUACACAUCCUUCCUUUAGCAUCUCCCCUUUUGGCAAAGAGUUACAUUCUUCCUCCCUCUGAACACACCUGUACCAUUUGAUCCUCCACCUUCUUAUCAUCUGCACACAAGUUCUCUUCACUUCUGAAGCACUUAGAUUGUAUAUUACUGUGACAUAUAAAUUUGCAUAUAUGGAAUAUAUAUUUUAAGAAGAAAAAUGUGGCAAAAACAACAAAAAAUAAAGCAGUGGGAUGCGGAAGUUGUAGACUUAAAAAGUGAGCAGUUUGUCCUUGUUGAGACACCUUGUACAGUCCUUCUUUGUCUAGAAAAUGCCUCAAAGAUGUUCUUUUAACUGAAAAGAACGUUCCAGUUUUGAGCCACAACUUGUAAAACAAAAACAAAAAAGAAAAAAAAAAAGAAAAAAAAACAGAAAGGUACACUUUUAAGACUCAGCCCGGGUUCCUCGUUCAGGUGAUCUAAGCUCUUUGACACUCAAAGUUGUCAAAACAGUCAAGGCCAGUUAUUCUCAUAUCAAUCAAGGCUAUGCAGUCACACAUUGCUGUUGGCAAAACCUGACAAGCACAAGGCGAGCCUCGUUUGCCAGCCGUACAACAAAAAUCAAUACAUCUUCAUUUUCCAGACAAAAAUUGUCUAAUAAAUGAAAUCGCUCUCCAGUCGCAACCAGCACAGCUGCUCUCUCUUCAUAAGGUGCCUCUUUAUUGUGUUGUCCCUCGUCCCCACAUUGGCCAAUGUCUUAAGGAUCCCACUCACCUCCGCACUGAGUUGUUUUAGCUACAGUUGCUGCAGUAGAUCAUACAGUCUGUACAAGUAUAACUGUUUCACUUCCUGGUGCCUGCCUCUGGUCACUAUGUAUAAAUGUAAAGUUGUCUCUCUAUCUCUUGUAUACUGCUGUCAUUAUUUUAUUAUUAUUUUAUUAAUAUUGUUAUUUUCUAUUAUAUUCUGUUAUUAUUUUGGCUAUUAUUAUGUGUAUUUUUCUGUCAUCCUGUUGUGUCAUUUUGCUCUAUGCUCUUCCUGGUUGUGCUGUGUAUUUACCCUUGCUGCCCUUUGCCCCAGUUACCAUUUGUACUACGUGUUACUGUAUAACCUUUGUUGUUUGCCGAAAGGCUUUCCGAAAAUGGAAAAAAAAAAAUUGAAUAAGGCUUGUCCAGAAGUGAUUAUGUAUUGCUAUACUUCACGUGGAUAUGCAAAAUGGUUACAAAAAAACACUCAUUUUGGAUUGUGAAAGAUUCAAAAUGGGGAAAAAAUUAAAGGUCGUUGAAUUUA
Messenger RNA from Toxotes jaculatrix (banded archerfish), 4546 nucleotides. It is a transcript of the gene nfil3-5, whose product is annotated as nuclear factor, interleukin 3 regulated, member 5. The record is from RefSeq and is a predicted model, not a curated record. Gene Ontology annotation, cellular component: nucleus. Gene Ontology annotation, molecular function: DNA-binding transcription factor activity; DNA binding. NCBI's taxonomy places the organism in Eukaryota, Metazoa, Chordata, Actinopteri, Toxotidae. The coding region runs from base 1005 to 2888 and encodes 627 amino acids. Gene Ontology annotation, biological process: circadian rhythm; regulation of DNA-templated transcription. The transcript is spliced from 2 exons.